Messenger RNA from Amaranthus tricolor (Joseph's coat), 2501 nucleotides. RefSeq names its product chaperone protein dnaJ 16-like. The record is from RefSeq and is a predicted model, not a curated record. The transcript is spliced from 11 exons. Bases 395 to 1666 code for a protein of 423 amino acids. Lineage: Eukaryota; Viridiplantae; Streptophyta; Magnoliopsida; Caryophyllales; Amaranthaceae.
AAAUGAAGAAAUGCUUUCAAAAUUUAAAAAAUUUGAAAGCUCAAGUUCUUUAUAUGAACAACCCAUAAAAAAUUCACCUACUCCUAAGUUUUACUCAUCGUAUUCCUUUCCUUCUGUCCCAUCUUUCUCUCUCUUCUCUUUCCAACUCCAGCUUGUUAACUUACAUGUUCAACUUCUUAUAAUCAAACCCAACUUACAACUAUAUCUUAAAAUUUAUUUCUUUUUAAAAUAGCAAUUUUACACUUUCAAAAUCCCAUUUAUUUGCCCGCUAAAUCUAUGAUGUUUCUUGGCAUUAUCAUUGUGUUUUUGGGUGAUUUUCAUUACUAUAAAAGUGUAGAUUUCUAGGUUUCUUUUCUUGGUUUGCGGAGAGUUUCUCCAAAUCAAUUGCAAAAAAAUGCCUGCAGCUCAGAAAUCAAAGCCAGAAAGAAUUGAUUCAAAGAAGAAGCAAGAACAUGAACAACAACAACAACAACAAUUUAGAAGAGACCCUUAUGAAGUUCUGGGUGUUUCUCGCAACUCUAAUGAUCAAGAAAUCAAAUCUGCUUAUCGCAAAUUAGCCCUAAAGUAUCAUCCUGAUAAGAAUGCAAAUGAUCCUAAAGCAGCAGAUAUGUUCAAAGAGGUUACAUUCUCUUACAACAUAAUAUCAGAUCCUGAGAAAAGACGCCAAUAUGAUGCAGCUGGUUUUGAGGCUGUUGAAUGUGAAAAUCAAGAACUUGAGCUCGAUCUUUCAAGUUUGGGAACUGUAAAUACAAUGUUUGCAGCACUAUUUAGUAAACUUGGUGUGCCCAUCAAGACCACAGUUUCAGCGACAGUGUUAGAAGAGGCAUUGAAUGGAAGGGUCUCUGUGUCCCCUCUUCCACUGGGUCAGCCAUUGUUUAGAAAGGUAGAAAAACAAUCUGCCCAUUUUUACUCUGUCACAAUAACUGACGAGGAGGUGCAGGGUGGACUUGUCUGCCGUGUGCAAUCAUCUGAUAAAAGUAAAUUUAAGCUAUUGUAUUUUGAACAGGAAGAGAAUGGUGGUUUAAGUCUUGCCCUACAGGAAGACAGCAACAAGACUAGAAAAGUUACGUCUGCCGGCAUGUUUUUCCUUGGCUUCCCUGUUUAUCGGUUGGAUCGUGCAGCUAUUUCGGCGGCUGCUGCCAAGGAUCCCGAUGCAGCCUUCUUUAAAAAGCUAGAUGGGUUUCAGCAGUGUGAAUUGACUGAACUGAAAGCUGGAACUCAUGUAUUUGCCGUUUAUGGCGACAACUUUUUUAAAAGUGUGAGCUACACAAUCGAGGCUCUUUGUGGAUCACCUUUUGUGAAAGAAAAGAAUGAUCUUAGAGAUGUAGAAGCACAAUUAUUAAAGAAAAGGGCGGAAAUCUCAAAGUUCGAGAGUGAAUACAGAGAAGUUCUUGCCCAAUUUACAGAUAUGACAAGUAGAUACACAAAAGAAAUGCAAUCCAUUGAUGACCUUCUAAAACAGCGAAAUGAAAUCCAUGCCUCGUACACAGCUGCUCCUCCGAUAAAGCGUAGUUUGAGUAAAACCAAGAGGACGAGUUCAACAAAAGAGCCUAAGGAAGAAGGAUACUCAACUAGCUGGAAAGAAAGGAAGCCUGUUAGGGAUCGGCUGAAGAAGAAGAAAUGGUUCAAUAUCCACUUAAAGGUCGAUAAAAGGAAGCCAUGCUAAGCACUGUAAGUUACCGUGUGAUAAUGUUAUAAGCUUAUUCUUAUAUAUUCAGAUGGGGCGCUAUGAGGAUUUUAUCUAAUCCAGAUGCUUGGAUUCGUAGAUUAUACAUGUCUGUGACUGCAAUUUUUCGCAAAGGUUCAGGAUAUGGAGCAAGCAUGUCUUGAAACCUAUUGAUUUGGUACUGGGUACCGCCCUUUGUAAAGCUCUAGUUAUUCAUUUCUUUUAUAAAAUUUCAUUCUUGUUGUUUCUAUGCUUUCCUUAUUAUCCUCUUGUAAGAGAUCCUUCUGCUAUUUCAUGUAUUCCGAGUUUUGAAAAUUUGCAUCUUAUAAAAUCCAUAAUAUUAUUCAUGUACGCUAUCCGUCUCUUUGAUUUCACAACACUUUAUUUUUUGUGAAUCCCUUAAACUUUGAAAGAUUUUUUUAGCGGAAUAAAGUUUGGUCUAAACCGUAAACAAAACCGGAAUUUUAGUAUUUAGUCUGGUCUACGAUUUAAAUGGUCUGGUCUGUUUUUUUUUCAAAUUAAACCACGAUUUACGGUCUGGUCUCGUUUUUUUAUUUUUCAGACCAGACCGGACCGCAAACCGUACUGUGGUUAAAAAUCAUAAUUUUGUAUUUAAAAAAUUAAGUUGCUACUAGAUAUUUUAAGAUGUAAUUAUUUUUAUAUAGCAAUAUAUACUUGAAUGAUGUUGACGUUAUCAACUAAUUACAAAUUAUUAUAUGUAUUAAUUAUAGGUGUGAAAUAUUUGCAUAAAUGCAUGUAUUAAUUUGGAUGAAAAAUAUAAAAAUAAAAAACCGUAGACCAGACCAUAAAACGGUUUUGUCCGGUCCGGUCUGGU